AUGGCUCCAAAGAAGAACCAAAACUCUUUGAUUCAAAAGGCUACCGAGAUUGUCACCGUUGUUGGUUUAUCAUCCACCGGGGGCAAGAUCGAUAAUACAGCUACAGCAAAUGGCUCAAGCUCCUCAGGCUCGGAAGAGAUCGACUCCAAAUCUCAAGCCUUCACCACAUUGCCGGUUAUGGUGGUUGAUGCGACUUCCGUGGAUGAGCAAUUGGCGCACUUGGCCCAAACAUUGGCUAAUCUUCAAAAAAAUGUCGAAGACAAAGACAUGAAUAUCGCUCAAUUAAUGGACAAGUUGGAACAGUCGGAGGUUGGGGAGUUUAGCCCGAAGCACGAAUCUUACCCGCUUCGCGACGAGAAAGCAAAGCGAGUGGAAGAAGCACAACCCAAGCCGGACUUCGUGCAAGGCGCCACUCAUUCUUCGAUGUCUGUUGCCACGCUAUCUGUUCAACAAUUGCAAGAGAUGAUUGCCAAUACUAUCAAAGCGCAAUAUGGCGGACCAUCUCAAGUCUCACCCAUGUACUCAAAGCCGUACACUAAGCGGAUCGAUGCAUUGAGGAUGCCAGUGGGAUACCAACCCCCAAAACUCCAACAAUUCGACGGAAAGGGGAACCCCAAGCAACAUAUUGCUCAUUUCAUCGAAACUUGCAACAAUGCGGGGACUAACGGCGAUCUCUUGGUGAAACAAUUUGUAAGAUCACUCAAGGGAAAUGCUUUCGAUUGGUAUGUCGAUUUGGAACCCGAGUCCAUCAACAGUUGGGAAGAGAUGGAACAUGAAUUCUUGAAUCGCUUCUACAGCACACGUCGUACCGUGAGUAUGAUCGAGCUUACCAACGCGAAGCAGUGGAAAGAUGAACCGGUUGUGGAUUACAUCAACCGUUGGCGUGCACUAAGCCUAAAUUGCAAGGAUAAGCUAUCGGAAGUGUCGGCGACUGAGAUGUGUAUCCAAGGGAUGCAUUGGGGGCUCCUCUAUAUCUUACAGGGGAUUAAGCCUCGAAAUUUUGAAGAAUUGGCUACGCGUGCCCAUGAUAUGGAGUUGAGUAUCGCGAACCAUAAGAGUGCACUCCCGCUAGAUGGUCAAAAAGGGGAAAGAAAGGAUUUUAAGAGAAACGAAAAAUUCUCUAAAACUUCUACCAAGGAGUCAAUGGCCAUAAAAGCAGUGGGUUUGAAAAUUCCUUCGAAGAACGAAGAUGACAAAACCGGUGAACAUCGAAUAUCAAACGAUAGACGUCGACCCACGUUGAAGGAAAUACAAGAGAAAGAAUACCCUUUUCCGGAAUCGGACGUCUCCCAUAUCUUUGAUGAGCUGUUGGCAAGGAAAUUGAUUGACUUGCCGGAACCAAAACGGCCCGAAGAAGUAGGAAUGAUGGAUGACCCAAAGUAUUGCAAGUACCAUCGAUGUCACUCCACUCUCAAGCGACGCAUGUCCCGCAUGGAACACCCAAAAAUGCCCGCCUGCACCUACGAAGUGUCUGCAUUUCAAUUUGGGAGUUUGGAACCACAAUUGAUAAAGACUUUAUUUCACGAGGAAGAAGUCGUACACGAUGAAAACCCCAUUUCUGCUAUUGAGGAUGAGGGAGAAUGGAUUCUAGUGACACGUCGGCAGAGACAAAGGGGACGUAUCGACAAACUUGAUGUAAUGCCAUCACGAAACCCACAACCAAUAAAAUACAUUCACCGUGCCAAAUCGAACAAAGACUCAAAGGUGAGUGAUGAUGCUUCAAGAAAAUCUUACGGAAGUUCGGUUCAAAAGCACGUGACUUUGAAAGAGUUCUUUCCGAAAGAGUUUUUCAUGCAAAAAGUUGAAAGAGCAUACGUUAAUUCGGAUGAGAGCGACCAUCAACAUUAUAUUCCUUGUUGUGCUGCUAUGACUUUCACGGACGAUGACUUGUUGUUGGGAUCUAAACCUCACAAUCGUCCGCUCGUAGAUGGAGGGUCAGCUGUCAAUAUCUUACCAAAAUCCACCAUGAGACAGUUGGGGAUUGCUACCGAAGAUUUGUCUCGCAGUCGCCUUACUAUUCAAGGAUUUAACCAAGAAGGCCAAAGAGCUAUUGGGAUGGUUCGUUUAGACCUCACAAUUGAAGAGCUAGCGGCAAGUACACUAUUCCAUGUGAUUGAUGAAAGAACCUCUUAUCACUUGUUAUUAGGAUGGCCAUGGCUUCACGAAAAUGGAAUUGUCCCAUCUACCCUUCAUCAAUGCUUCAAAUACCUGAGGAAUGGAGAAAUGAUGAAGGUCGAUGCUAAUGCGAAGCCCUUUACCGAGGCAGAAUCACACUUUGCGGAUGCCAAAUUGUAUCUAGAGUCAAACCUAAAAUGUGAAACGGUGAUUUCAAAGGCACCGGUAUGUCACCCUAUUAAUGGAAGUCAUAUGGAACUCGUACCGACAAAGAUCGGUUGCACAAAGGACGAGAAGGUGGCCACUUCAGUUGAAGCUCCGAUGAGCAAAAAUGACGGGGCUGUGAGGAAAUUGAGUUUGCCAGUGUUUCGUUGCGCUCCUCAGUCACGCCGAGGAAGCCAAAUUUUGUUCAUCCAUUGGCGCAUGAGGAGACGCGUUGUACCCCAGUCUCAAUGGCCUAGGGAGGCGUAUGAUCCAAAAUCAUAUAAUUUAUUAGCUAAGUCUGGUUACAACUUCUCUAAUCCAUCUCGGUUAGGCGAACUAAAACCUGAGUUGACGGGCGAAAAGAUUCAUGGGUUAAAUGAAACACAAAGGACAUUAAGAAAACAAGGUUUUCGCGUUAAUCAACCCAGAGUCGGUUUGGGAUUCACACCCAUCGAGCCAGUUAGAAUACGCGUUUCAAGGAAAGGAGAGUGCCCCAACGUCCAUCAUAUCACCAUAAAAGGUGUUGGAAAUCAAAAGAAAACUAGCGGUCGCAUUUCUGCUUUUGAUCGAAUUGGGGCUCCUACCACCCAAUCUUCUGUCUUUGAAAGACUUGACACUCAUGUUACGCGACCCUCGGUCUUUGAAAGGCUUGGUCCUUCUAAUAAUGUCUCGAGUGUUCACGAUAGAAUUUCUACAGAUACUCGUUCAGUGUUCUCACGACUGGGAAAUCACAAUUGA
This is a messenger RNA of Erythranthe guttata (spotted monkey flower), 3057 nucleotides long. The record is from RefSeq and is a predicted model, not a curated record. Lineage: Eukaryota; Viridiplantae; Streptophyta; Magnoliopsida; Lamiales; Phrymaceae.